AUGGAUGGGCCCAUGGCACAACAGACAGUGUCCCGUUGUUUACAAGAGGUAACAACUGCACUUAAUGCACCCCACAUACUAAGGAAGCACAUAAGAUUCCCACAAAAUAGGAAUGAAAGGAAUCUUAUUAAGCGGAAAUUUUAUGAUAAAUAUGGGCUACCCGCUGUGGUGGGGUGCAUCGAUUGUUCACAUGUAGCCAUAGUGAGGCCUUCGGAGCACGAGGAACAAUAUUUUAAUCUAAAACAUUUUCAUUCGAUUAAUACUCAAGUUAUAUGUGACAGUGAUUUAUUAAUUACAAAUGUUGAUGCUUCAUAUGGUGGAGCAACUCACGACGCUUAUAUUUGGAGGGAAUGUGAUUCUGGUUAUGCUCUAAGGGAGCGUAUGAUGACACCUGUAGAUAAUGCUGUUGAGAACUCUUCAGAGGGAAGGUACAAUUACCUCCAAAAACGUGCACGCUGCACCAUAGAACGCACAUUUGGUGUAUUGAAGGGUCGAUGGAGAUGUCUUUUGGCAGCUGGGGAACUCCAUAACUGCACAGAAACAGCAGGUAAAAUUAUAUUAGCCUGCUGUGUUUUACACAACAUGUGUAUAAGGGCUGGUAUUGAAGGUCCCGAGUUGACGGAAGAGGAACACCAAUCGGAGAGAACCAGGCAGGUUCCCUUUGAAACAGCCGCAUCUUCUACUCAAGCUAUACAGGCAGGUCGAAGGGCAAGGAAUUCAUUAAUACAAAUACAGUGUUAA
This is a messenger RNA of Parnassius apollo (apollo), 741 nucleotides long. Lineage: Eukaryota; Metazoa; Arthropoda; Insecta; Lepidoptera; Papilionidae. The record is from the annotation of a GenBank genome assembly.